Messenger RNA from Perognathus longimembris pacificus (Pacific pocket mouse), 2891 nucleotides. It is a transcript of the gene Zranb2, whose product is annotated as zinc finger RANBP2-type containing 2. Gene Ontology annotation, biological process: RNA processing. Gene Ontology annotation, molecular function: RNA binding; lipopolysaccharide binding. NCBI's taxonomy places the organism in Eukaryota, Metazoa, Chordata, Mammalia, Rodentia, Heteromyidae. The coding region runs from base 169 to 1125 and encodes 318 amino acids. The transcript has 11 exons. The record is from RefSeq and is a predicted model, not a curated record.
AACGUACAAAUUCAGCCUGGGUCUCAAAGGCCUGAUUGUCAAACCCCGAGGCGACGUUGGGCGGGAAUCAGGCAGUAUGAGGGCAGCCCCAAGGAGCUGAAAGCCCCCAACCCGCUUCCUCGGGUGAAGACGUAGCUGCGGGUGGCGGCGCUAGUGGCGGCAUCCAAGAUGUCGACCAAAAAUUUCCGAGUCAGUGACGGGGACUGGAUUUGCCCUGACAAAAAAUGUGGAAAUGUAAACUUUGCCAGAAGAACUAGCUGUAAUCGAUGUGGUCGGGAAAAAACAACUGAGGCCAAGAUGAUGAAAGCUGGGGGCACAGAAAUAGGAAAGACACUUGCAGAAAAGAGUCGAGGCCUAUUUAGUGCUAAUGACUGGCAAUGUAAAACUUGCAGUAAUGUGAAUUGGGCUAGAAGAUCAGAAUGUAACAUGUGUAAUACUCCAAAAUAUGCUAAAUUAGAAGAAAGAACAGGAUAUGGUGGUGGUUUUAAUGAAAGAGAAAAUGUUGAAUAUAUAGAAAGAGAAGAAUCAGAUGGAGAAUAUGAUGAGUUUGGACGUAAAAAGAAAAAAUAUAGAGGGAAAGCAGUUGGUCCUGCAUCUAUAUUAAAGGAAGUUGAAGAUAAAGAAUCAGAGGGAGAAGAAGAGGAUGAGGAUGAAGAUCUUUCUAAAUAUAAAUUAGAUGAGGAUGAGGAUGAAGAUGAUGCUGAUCUCUCCAAAUAUAAUCUUGAUGCCAGUGAAGAAGAAGAAAGUAAUAAAAAGAAAUCUAAUAGACGAAGUCGCUCAAAGUCUCGAUCUUCACGAUCUUCAUCACGCUCAUCCUCCCCCUCAAGUUCAAGGUCUAGGUCCAGGUCCCGUUCAAGAAGUUCUUCCAGUUCGCAGUCAAGAUCUCGUUCCACUUCCAGAGAACGUUCGAGAUCUCGUGGGUCGAAAUCAAGAUCCAGCUCCAGAUCCCACAGGGGCUCCUCUUCCCCACGAAAAAGAUCUUAUUCAAGUUCUUCAUCUUCUCCUGAGAGGACCAGAAAGAGAAGUCGUUCUAGAUCUUCUUCACCUGGUGAUAGAAAAAAAAGACGAACAAGAUCACGGUCACCCGAAAGCCAGGUGAUUGGUGAAAACACUAAACAACCCUGAGCCCAGGGCCAACCCCUACGGAACACCACUACUUUACCCAGGCACCACAGGUCAUCUUCUGGAUCAUCCCAUUCUGGUUCCCGUUCAAGUUCAAAAAAGAAAUAGUGUAUUAAAAUUUACAUCUUACAAAAAAAAAAUCCAGUACAGUGCAUGAAGCAUAUUUUUUAAGAAAUUGAUGUCUUUCUUUGUCAGAAGUGCUAAAUCUGCUAGUAGAGGUGCAUGCCUUUAUUGAUUUUUCAGAACAGAACAGUACAACUGUGUUUGUGACAGUAAAUUGCAUUUUAAGCCAUAAUUUCCCCCAAGUAGAUGUUCUAUUCAUUAUUUUACAACCACUUGCUUAAUUUAAAACCAUAGGAAUACUUUGUUUCCUAAUCUAAGUAUAUCCUGUCUAUUGCAUAAGGCAGGAUUUUGUAGGUUUGCCUGAACUUUGACAUACAGGCAAGACUAAAGGAAACCUGUUUGUUGAUCUGGGAAAAGUCUGUUUAUGUUAUUAACCCAUGUCAGAAUGGUUUUUUAAGUUUUAGAACUCCAAAUGAAACAUUUUUAUUUUAUAUUCCCUAUGUUCAGGGUGCCUUAGAAUCAUUUUCUUUCUUUUAUCCAGCUUUAUACCAGUUUGCACCACCAUCUAUCAUGCAAAAACAAAUUGUAGAAGGAGAAUGGUUUUCCUUUCUGACCCAUGGGCAAGGAAGAAAGUCCUAACAGUUCAUCUGAUGUUGUCGACUGAAAAGAACAUGUUAUUCAAAAUGUUUAUCUUAAAACUAAGAAGCUUUUAUUGAUAACCUUUAAAAAUCCAGUUGUCAAAUAUGACAGGGUUGAAAAGUCUAAAUCAAUAAUGAGCCCAUUGAAGAAAGCUUUCAAGGUAUACAUCUGGUGAAAAGCCAACAAAAACAUUGUGAAUUUAAAAGAAUGUUUGCCAUGAGAUGUUUAAUUUUCAGUAAGCUUUGUAAAGUUUGCUUAAUAACAAUGCUUAUUUCUUUAUGAUUUAAUAAGCAAAACCCAUUAUUCUUCUUCACUCAAAAAGUUUUUAUGGCUUAAAAUGCUUUGUUUUAUUUCUCAGAAUUAGUAUCUGGUCAUUUGAACUCCCAUUCUGUUUUUCUGGCUAAAAAGUAGAAAGGUUUCUCUUAACAGUAUCUUCAAAGACAAUAUAAGGUAAGUAUCCUGAGGGAUAUAAAAAAUGUGCUUGGGGUUCUUUUUAUGGGGUAAUGAAUCUCCUAUUCUUGUUACUCCCCACCCCCUAAUAUUGUCAGCUGCAAUUUAAAUGAAAAGGCGUUUUAUGGUGUUUAGUAGACAAACCAAAAUGUUUUUUAUUUUAAAGUGGGUUUUUUUCUCUUCACCUAAUCUAAAGAUGAAAAAAUAUGUAGAAAUAUUUUGAUAAUAUUUUUACAACAAGCUUUCCCUUGUUUUUGUCUUAAUUUUCCUUGCUACAUGUAUGGUAGGUUGCACAAGAAUUUUUAUUCUCUUGUAAUUGUGCCUCGACUUUUUGAAAGUCACCUUCUAAGUUGCCCAGGUGAUCUUCUAAAUGAUACAUGUAACAUUGGUUUAUUCUUGUGCUUUCUGUAUUUAAAUUUUUGGCUGUACUAAGCAAAUGCAAGAUUCUAAAUUUAGCUAAUAGUUUACAGACAAUUCAGAUGAUUAUGAUUUCAUUUGGUUCAACUGAGUUGUACUAGUUCAUUUCUAAAGGAAAUAAUACUGUAGACAAAUGUAAAUAAAAUCUGUGAGUCAAGCAUCAAGUGGUGUUAGAAAUAAACUAAAAAUUUCUGAGCUGU